Carassius gibelio (silver crucian carp) is the source of this 1644-nucleotide messenger RNA. RefSeq lists its product as uncharacterized. The coding region runs from base 1 to 1644 and encodes 547 amino acids. The transcript has 4 exons. The record is from RefSeq and is a predicted model, not a curated record. Lineage: Eukaryota; Metazoa; Chordata; Actinopteri; Cypriniformes; Cyprinidae.
AUGGCUUGUGAUAAUAGAGUUCAGUCAGACAAUUACCGAGAACUGGCUUUUGCGGCUCAUCUAGCUGCACAACUUGCUGUACCACACCUGAAGGAUGUCACUUUUCAGUCAGUCAUCUGCAACUUUAUGUGGAAUUUGACAGAGCAAAAUCUGGAAGUGACACAAGCAGCAUUAAGCUUCCCGUUCUCCAGACAGCAAAUCUAUCAAAUGCUGACUUCCAUUGUAACAUCAGCUGCCACAACUACAACUGAUUUAAUAUCAAAACUGUCUACGAUAGUAGGAAUGACUCCGACUGAAAUUGUGAACUCAAACAGGCCUUCAACGUCCUCAUCCACUGAGGAUAAUCACCUGGACACAUCAGAAAGACCAGUGAUCCUGAAGAUGGAACAACUUCCAUAUGUGUAUCCACUUGAAUCUCUUUUUGGGAUCACGGUGGAUGGUCUCCUCAGCAGCGCUGACUGUGAUUUCAGCGACUCUCUGGGUGAAGACAACUCGCGUUCCUCUGAGCUUGCUGGUAUUGUGGUGGAGGAAGUUCUUCACCGGGUGAAUGUGGUGAUGCACAACAGCGUUCUGAAGAUCAACGCAGCUUCGUCACCAUGCUUCGUUUACUUCCGCCCUGAUGAUUCCUGCACUGAUAUUGGGGAGUUACUGAUCAGUGGUGUCAUCCGGAAGCUGAGUGCUUUACAUUGUCACAUCUCCCACGCAGUGGCCACGACAGCCAUCGGCACGGUUCUUGCAGCAAUUGAAGGAAAACUCCCAUGCCCUCUUAACCCGAGCCAUUGGGUGGAGGUCACAAGCAAUGUAAUUGACUACAUUGUGGAGGAUGUCAUUAGUGCCUGGUCGAACAAUCCCUCUGCAGCAUCCAGAACAUGGGAAGCCGGGCAUGUCCCAGUUCUGAGGCCAACUUUUGAGUCAACUGAGGGAGGAAUGUCACUCAUCCUGCUGGAAUCAAAUCAUCCCUCAGGCAGUGGCAGGCCAAAGACCACCUUAUUUGAUUCACUGAUCACCGCUCUAUAUAUGUCGAAGUGCAGCGGUCACUUCAGCUCACAGGACAACAGUUACGCAGCUUCAGAGCGCCUGCACCAAAGAUUUGCAGAUUUAAUGAACUGCAUCUUACGAUGCAAGACGAGUGUAUCGAAGGAGGUCAGAAUGGCAGCUAUAGACUUUCUACAUUAUUUUGUGGAGGAACUCGUGCAGCGGCUUUUUGUGUGCUCCGCUUUCCCCCGUCCUGCGGUGCUCCCUGAAAAAACUCCAGUAAUGCCCUUCAUCAUCAAAGAAGAGGAUUUCGGUCUGACAGUGGUGGAUCAUCUGACAGAGCUGCUGGUCAGUCAAGUUUUCGACUUGUUGGCAAAGAGAUUUCCAUCAAGUGAAUCUGUCAAGACUGAACAGAAGAGUCAUGAUGUGUCAAUACAGGAGAAUCUACCAGAACUGAGCUUCAGAGACAAGUUAAAGAUGAUGAAAUCAAAUGUCCUUAAAAAGUUAAGGAAUCCUUUCAGAUCCAAGGACAGCAAGAACAAAGAUGAUGAUGAGGAAACAUCAGAGAAGAGCACAGAUGGAAAUACAACAGCUCCAGAACCCGAAAAGCAGAAGUCAUUUUCAGGGUUCACAGUUUCCUUUUCCAUGAAAAUAAAGUAUCUUACAUGA